This is a messenger RNA of Malassezia pachydermatis, 1359 nucleotides long. RefSeq lists its product as hypothetical. Gene Ontology annotation, biological process: P-body assembly; cytoplasmic stress granule assembly. The coding region runs from base 1 to 1359 and encodes 452 amino acids. The record is from RefSeq and is a predicted model, not a curated record. Gene Ontology annotation, cellular component: P-body. The transcript has 2 exons. Gene Ontology annotation, molecular function: mRNA binding. Lineage: Eukaryota; Fungi; Basidiomycota; Malasseziomycetes; Malasseziales; Malasseziaceae.
AUGUCUGCGGGGGGACAAGAUAAUUCCGCCGCUUCCUUUAUCGGUGCUCUCAUCUCGCUGACAUCCCACUCCAAUAUCCGUUACCAGGGUAUUCUCUCGAAUAUUGAUGCCACAAAUGCUACAUUGUCGCUUGAGAAGGUUCGCUCAUGGGGUACGGAAGGUCGUUGCAAGGCUGCAGGCAACCCGCAAGACGAAGUGCCCCCGAAUGACCACGUCUACGAUUUUAUCGUAUUCCGUGCUGCAGAUGUGGUCGAUCUUCGGAUUGAUGAUCUCUCGCCGGCUACGCAGGACACAUUAGGUUCAGAACAGUCAACACCUGCAGCGCCUAUGGCGCCAGGCAUGGAUGCUCAGUAUCCCAUUAUGCCCUACCCUUCGCUCAUGGCACCUUAUGAGCAGAUCUACUCACAAAUGCCGCCUAUGUAUGGUAUGCCCUCAGAGGGAUACCCAUAUGGCGGCUACAUGAUGCCACAAGGUUAUCUUGGUGGUUCUAUGGGACCCUCUCGUGAUGGGUCGUUUGGUGCCCCACCACCCCACAUGCAAGGUAUAGCUCCACCCUCGUUUGUGGCGCCACCAGGCAUCCCAGAGACACCCUCUCAGCCGGAACCCGCCAAGGCUCCUGUGCCUGCUACCUCUGCAUACAAUGUCCAAAAUGUACAGUCUCAACUAGCAUCUACGUCUGUACAAGAAAAGGAAACGGCACUCGCUAAAUCUGCUGGCACAUCUAUUACAUCAAAGGUGUCAUCUCCAACGAAAAAAGUUCCUGAGACGAAGGGCCCUGCUGCGCCCAAGGCUCCUGCGGAAGCGGCGCUCAAAUCAACUACAUCCUCAUCGAUGCGGAACCCAGCCUCGGGAUCUAAACAGGCAGCUACAUCUUCUGGCAAUAGUUCUCUCACGCAAUCUAAAUCGAUGCCUGUUAAGCAAGAGCGUGAAGGAGCCACUGUCCCAGGCACCUCUGCGUCUGCAGUGGCAGCCCCACAUGAUGCGCUUUUACCAACCAACGACUUUGAUUUCGAAAGUGCCAAUGCUCGAUUCCGAAAGGAAGCUUCUACUAUUGCCUCGGGCACGGAGCAGUACACGAAGCUCGAGUCCAUUCCACUGGCUGCGAAGGAAUCUUUCUACAAUAAAAAGGCCGGCUUCUUUGAUAACAUCAGCAGUGAGGUGAAAGAGCGUCACGAAGGCCAGCGUACACAAAACUCAUUCGCAGAGGAGAAGGAACGCAACAUAUUGACGUUUGGUGACCAGGCAGCCAACUAUCGCGGCGCCUCGCACCGUGGCCGUGGCCGUGGCCGUGGGCGCGGCCGUGGGCGCGGUGGGCGUGGUGGUGGCCGCAGCCUCACUGAGAAGCCUGAAUGGGCAUAA